CCAUCCGACACUCCCUUCAUCGGUCGCUCUAAUUUCCUCCACAUCACUAUCGCCGAAACGCUGGCCUUUUCGUUCGCCUACAACCCUCCUCCCUCGGGCACCAUCCCUUGUAGUGUACUUCUCCUUCACCGAUUCGAUCGGAGAAGCACUCCACUACGGCUGCAGUGAAGAAUACCCCGUCCACGACCGCCCACCAUGGCUCAGGUGAUCACUCCAGACCUGUAUACCAUGCGUGGUGAAAGUAUGGACUCGGCCAACUAUUCCGCCGUUCCCUCCCCGACCCAGCCAUGGACGUGGCAGCACACCUCCGCGAUACCGAGCCGGCGGCCGGCCUCGUCUUCCAUGCACAUCGACAUUCCUUCGUCUGCCGCCUCGUCCCACCGCAGAACCGCCUCAACUCUUCCGAGCUUCACGUUCAACGCCGCCGACACUUCAGGUCGACGGGACUCGGACGACAGCCCGCCACGUACUCCUGAAGACACUUUGACAACCUCACCCCCUCGUACCGGGCAUCGAAGGGGCGGGAGCGAGUUUGUGGGCGGCGACUCGAGACUGGGAUUGUCAAACGUGCUGAGCUCAAGCCCCACGAAAGCCUGUGAGCCGCAUGGUUUCACGGCCAACCCGUCAGUAGCAGCUCCUGGCCGGCGAGGACACGCUCAUCGUCGAUCAGCUGCCAUCUCGAAUCACGAUGUCGCAAAGCUCAUGCAGCCGCCCAGUGACGCUCAGCCGCGCUUGAGCAGCAGUCUCCCUACCACUCCGCUGGACGCCUACUCGGUUCCGCCGCAGCCAGAGCGCUCAUCGGUACCCGCAGGAGCUCUGUCUGACCCGUUCGGGCCGCCCUUGGACAGCGUGUCAACUCGACCACCAUCGCGGCUCCGCGUUGGGUUCUCGGACAAUGUCGAGUUUAUUCCACGACCCCUCUCCACCAUUUCGUCGGGAACCGAAAGCUCGCUAUCUACUGUCCGCGGGCACUCGGUCAACAACAGCAUCUCCUCUGUUCUCAGCCUCAGCACGCCAAGUCCGCCAUCCUCUCGCACAAUCAUGCAACCUCUGCGAGCAAAUCUAGCGGGUAGCCCAAAGGCCCCUGCUAAAGUCUCGUUCGACAGUAACAGACUUGUUGACAAAGAAGGUCAAUGGCUGAAGCGUCGGCCUACGAAUGUCCUCAACCGACCUGCGUCGGACUCGGGACUCGGUCAGCCCAAGACUACCAUCAGCAUUGCGCAGACUUCUGUGCCAUCACGGAAGCGGGCCUCGAGCCACGGUUUCGGGGUCAAUCGCAGACGAAGCGAGCCUACGAUCGGCCUCGCGGCGAGCAUACCCUCCCGGCUAUCAACGCUCUCUCUCCAAGAGCCGGGCUCGCCAGGGUACAGAGCUGUGGAAGCGCAAGAAUGCCGCGAAGUUGAGCGGAAGUCUUCGGCAAGGAAGAUCAGAGAUUGGGCAGCGUCGAAGAUAUCGAGGAAGACCAAGGAGAUGGGAAGGGCGCUGAUGUCGAGCCACAGUGCGAGUUCUCUACGCCCUGUAAGCGCGGAGAGUGGCACGAGCAAGUCGACCGACAUUUCUCCAUCGGAACCUCCUGUCGCAGAGACAGACUUGGACACCGUGUUCAGCCAACAGGACACCGUCGAGAUUGCGGAGCCCUUUGCAUCCUCGCACAUUGAGCCCUCGGCGUAUACUUGGGGCCCGAAUGGCGCCCGCCGAUCGUACGAUGAUCAAUCAGAAGCUGUCCUCGAUCUCGAUGCUGCUUUGGGCCCCUUCAAGACGCCCUCAAUCGCUUCUUACCGCCAACGCAGAGAGCUUCACAGCAGCCGCCUCACAAAAGACUUCAGCGGCCCAGGUGGGCACUACCAUCGCCGAGCCGAGAGCGCGCCCAAUCUUUCGCCCUUCGAGAUGCCUCGAACAGACAUCACUUCCCAGGCAGGCAUGGCGGAUGUCUUUGAGGAGGAAGAAGAAGAUCCUAGGACUGGUCUCUCAACCGCAAAAUUAUCAAUGAUGCGGUCGGUGGAUGGCAAAACCUCCGGCCCCUCCGUGCUGAACUCCGAUGCUGCGGCUACUGGCAUUCCCGCCCUACACGACGACGGCCUGGGCAUCCGAGGGAGUUUGGAGUCUGAUCGAGUAUUCGCGCUAGGGAGUAGCAGGUACGCCCCGCCUCAUCUGAUGACGGAUGGACGAGGGCUCUCGGUUGCCGAAGAAACCAUUCUGGAGGAGUCGCCUACUGGGUGCGAGGUCGAAAUUGUCGAUGCCGAGGAAGAGCCACGUGCUUCCUCUCUCACAAAGUCAUCCGACUCCAGCGACACGCCAACCGUGUUUGCUGCUCCCAUCGGCACGCUCACUCUACCGGACGGCCAACAGUCGCUCAUGACUCCCGAAAUGUACCAGACGUCAACCUUCUCCUCACCAGCGAUUGGACAUGGUCUGUUCGACCACAGCCGGCUGGACACCGCGGCUUCUUCCAUCAUGACGGACAACCGAACGCUGAGUUCCUGCACCACCGGGGAAUAUGGCCAAGAUCUGCGCAUCUCCGUCGACGUGCCCUCGCUCACCAGCAGCCGGUCGACCAUGAUCAGCCAAUGGCAUGGCAAUGGAUCACGACGUGAUUUGAGCGAUGCAGAGCCAGUAUCGUCCGGCAUUCCUCAAUCGCUCGAGCCGACUACGACCAAUGAUUCGAAACGAAAGCGCAGCUCGAUUCAGAGCCUGUCGCAACUCAUGGGAGGCACGUUUGGCACGAAGAAUCGACCUUUCGGCGAUGCACGCCCUCAGACUUCCACCACCUCUCUGGUGACCACUGCUUCGGGCACGAAGGAAAAUCGGUUGAAGAAGUUGAUGUUCUGGAAGUCUAAACAGCGACCUCAUCCAGUCCAACGACCUGCAUUGUCUUGAGGCUCACGACACUCGCUGUCGAGCAUCUUUCCCCACUCUCUCUUUUCCAUGACGUGUAUGCGUCACUGGCACACGGCUAUUCACCCGCUCCCGACAAGCAUGCUUUACCCACGCCUGCCCACUCACUCUUUCGGAAAGACUGACAACCUGUUACGGCCCGGACAGAACGGACUCGGAUCGAGUCAGGAAUGUGGUGAUCCGGGCGGAGGAUUCCCCUUAUAUGGACGCGGCGGGGUGACGAACGUGGAG
Neohortaea acidophila is the source of this 3126-nucleotide messenger RNA. RefSeq lists its product as uncharacterized. The coding region runs from base 196 to 2877 and encodes 893 amino acids. The record is from RefSeq and is a predicted model, not a curated record. The transcript is spliced from 2 exons. Lineage: Eukaryota; Fungi; Ascomycota; Dothideomycetes; Mycosphaerellales; Teratosphaeriaceae.